CAAUCCUGCAUUUAUUAUAUAUAAACCCGGUGCGUGCCCUAAAUCCGACCCGCCUUUUCAUCGCAAUCUCUCAUCGCCGUCGCCCCACCUGCGUCUUCGUUCUCUGAGACGUUUACCCUACAGCAAUGAGGGGAAGAAGCUACAGUCCAACCCCACCACCUAGAGGUGGAUAUGGCAGACGCGUACGAAGCCCAAGUCCCAGAGGUCGUUAUGCGGGACGUGCUAGAGAUGGACCAACUAGCCUUUUAGUUCGUAAUCUUCGACGUGAUUGUCGGCCUGAAGAUCUGCGGAGGCCAUUUGGUCAAUUUGGACCUCUUAAGGACAUCUAUCUGCCAAGGGAUUAUUACACUCGGUGAGAUUAGUUUUCAGCAAUCCCCCAAGUUUUGGAAUUUAAAUACUCAUUUCUUCUGCAAGUCAUACAUCUUCACAUUUCAUAAAUUGCAUGUCAUUCAUGUUUUCCAUAGAAUUAAGGAUUUCAAUAUGGUAGUUGGUUCAACUUUAUUCAUUUGAUAUACAAAUUAGGGGUUUAUUAAAACUGUUGAGAUUUAGCAGUGAAAAAGAGUUAUGAAGACGUGAAUGAAGUAUUAAGAGUUCUGUUGACAUUCAAGUAGAGUAAGAGUUCUGUUGACAUCAAUCAGUAAGUAAAGAGUUCAAGGUGAUGUUAAUGGUAGUGAACGUUGGAAGGAUUUUGGAUAUGAAUACAAUGUGAAGAUAUCAAGAUUUCAAGUCUUGAAGAAUUUCAAGCCAUCUUUAAACUCACACUACCAAGGGAACCAAGAGGAUUUGGUUUUGUCCAAUACAUAGAACCUGAUGAUGCUGCUGAGGCCAAGUAUCAGAUGGAUGGUCAAACUUUUCAUGGUCGGCAGCUAACUGUUGUUUUUGCUGAGGAGAACAGGAAAAAGCCAACUGAAAUGCGAGCUCGGGAGCACAGGGGUGGGCGCAGUUAUGAGAGGAGACGUUCUCCUCGCUACUCACGUUCUCCACCGUCUCGGUAUGCAAGAUCUCGGAGCCGUGAUUACUACUCUCCUAGGAGAAGGGACUACUCUAGGUCUGUCUCUCCAGAUGGGAGAAGAAGCCGGGAGAGAUCUUACUCGCAUUCUCCAGAUCGGUCCCCAGUUUAUAACGAUGGGUCGAGGAGCCGGAGCCAAACUCCAGUAAGGGAUCAUUCGCCACCUUACUCUAGGAGUACCAGCAGAAGUCCAGGGGGCAGGAGAGCCCGUUCUCCCCCACACGCCAAAAGCAGGAGCCCUGUUGGAGGCGCAAGGGGUAGGAACUACGACGGCCCGCCAGAAUAUCCCGAAAGUUAAUCUCUCUCUCUCUCUAGAAGUUGCAGGCUUGUUGCAGGCGAGCUAAGUCUAUAUUGUCACUUUUGUAGCUGCUACCUUUAAAUGCACUCUUAUUGAGGGGUGAUUCCUUUGGGUCUACCUUUUAUGUUUGUGUGAGAUAUGUGAACCUGACUAAUUUAUGUUCUUUCUAGGAUUGUUUGUAACUGGAAUUGCCUUGUUUCUUUUCUAAUGGGGCCAGAAAAUGUUUUCAUUAUAUUAUUUUAUUCCCCGUUCUGUUGAAAAAUUGUUUCCAAUGUUUUUGGGUUAAAUAUGUUUCUGAUUUCUUUAUAAAAGUGAUUUUUUAUU
This is a messenger RNA of Cuscuta campestris, 1631 nucleotides long. NCBI's taxonomy places the organism in Eukaryota, Viridiplantae, Streptophyta, Magnoliopsida, Solanales, Convolvulaceae. The record is from the annotation of a GenBank genome assembly.